Messenger RNA from Penaeus indicus, 3057 nucleotides. Its product is annotated as RNA-binding protein 28-like. The coding region runs from base 1 to 2415 and encodes 804 amino acids. The record is from RefSeq and is a predicted model, not a curated record. Gene Ontology annotation, molecular function: mRNA binding. Lineage: Eukaryota; Metazoa; Arthropoda; Malacostraca; Decapoda; Penaeidae. Gene Ontology annotation, cellular component: nucleolus. The transcript is spliced from 10 exons.
AUGGCGGCGCAGGGUCCCAGGAGCGAGCCCACGUCCGUAAUUGUAACGCAAUUGCCCAAAGAAGCGUAUAGAAGACCAAUUAAUGACUAUUUCGGCCAAAUUGGACCCGUCGUCAGAUCACAUCUAGUCAGAGAUGAUGAGGGCAAUUCAAAGGGCAUUGCCUACAUUGUGUACGCAACACAAGAGGAUGCUGAGAGAUGUGUGGAACAACUCAACAAUACUAAAUUUCAAGAUAAGGUGAUCCACGUAAAGUUGACAAAGCAGAAAGGAGGCAGGAAGAUACAUGAAGAAGAAGAAAAUGAAAGCCCAGAAGUUAAAGAAGAAGCCAAUGAUUUUCACGAAGAGGAACCGGAAUAUAAGUACAACAACCGGUGGAACCCAGCGAAGGAUAGGAACUUGCGGAAACAGGGACGAAUUGUCGUGAGGAAUUUGUCCUUCAAGGUUGAUGAAGACAUAGUCAGAGAACAUUUCUCAAAAUAUGGAGUCAUUGAUGAAAUUAAUUUAUUGCGCAAGAAGGAUGGCCAGCUUGUGGGUUGUGGUUUUAUCCAAUACAGAAGCAGAUAUGAAGCUCAACGUGCCAUAGAGGAAUGUAAUAUGAAGCCACUGUUAGGUAGAACAAUAGCUGUGGAUAUAGCCGUCCCAAAGGAGAAGUUCACGGGGAAGAAUGAGAGGGCAGAGAGCUCCUACACAGGCUAUGGAGAUGACCCGAGGAAUUCAACAGCAGGACCCAAUGAGAGAUUCUAUUACAAGGACGAACAGAGAGGAAACAACCACGUCAUCUUUGGCGAGGAAGACACGGAUUAUCUUAAUGUUAAAAUAAAGGAAGAGAAGCUUAGCGAUGAUGAAGAGAUGAGUAUAGUAAAGGAAAGGAGAAGGGAUGAUGAUGACAGUAAAGAGGACAUUAAAGUGAAAAGGGAAGACAUGCUGGACAACGAAGAGGAUGACAGCGGCGUGGCAGAUGAUGAGAUAGUGAGCGAAGACGAAGAGGAGUUCAAAGGAAGCCAGGUCAGGGACCCUAUGGAGAGGCCAAAACCAGCCCCAACGAAAGGACCCAGCAAGGACGUAGCAGAGGAGAGAACCCUGUUCAUCCGGAACGUGUCUUUCGAUGCCACAGAGGAGGACAUCGGCAAGGUUUUGGAGAAGUUUGGAGAGCUGAAGUACGUCUUGAUAUGCAUGGACAAGAUGACUGACCACCCUAGAGGCACUGCAUUUGCUCAAUUCAAGGAAAGAGAAGCAGCUGAUGCAUGUCUUGCUGCAAUAACCGACCCCCUGAAGAAGGAGGAAUUUCUUGUAUGCGGCCGAUAUAUGCAUGCCAUGAAGGCCAUCAGCAGGAAUGACUUAGAUGUUAAAACCAAGGAGAAGAAAGAGAAGAUCCAGAAAGACAAACGAAACCUUUAUCUAGCACGUGAAGGAUUUAUUCGUGAGGGAACCCAAGCAGCAGUAGAUGUAUCCAAGACAGACCUGGCACUGCGCGUUAGGCUGACGCAGGUGAAAAAGAGACUAUUGAAAAACCUGCACAUGUUCAUCUCUCCCAAUCGCCUGUGUGUGAACAACCUGCCAGAGGAGCUGACUGAUAAAGAGUUCAAGGAGAUAUUUAUUAAAAAUUCACCGAAAGGGGCUAAGAUAACAGAGGCUCGCAUUAUGAAGGACUUAAGGACCUUAUCUGAUGAGGGUAAUCCUGUGAGCAAGGGAUAUGGUUUCAUAUCAUUUGCAGAGCAUGAGCACGCACUGCAAGCCCUGAGGAAAGUCAACAACAACCCUGAUAUAUUUACAGUGUUCAAGAGGCCGAUUGUGGAAUUUUCAGUCGAGAAUCGGGCCAUCCUCAAUGCACGAGAGAAGAGGAUGGAGAAGAGCAGGGAGAUGAAUCCCACUUGGAAGAACAGCAAGAAGGCACAGAAGAAAAAUGCAGAGGGCAAGAAGAAAGGUGAAAAGAAAACAGGGGACAAAGCCAAGCCAGCAGCUGCCAAGAAGGCCGGCAAAGUGCCCACUGAUGCAGAGGGAGCCCAACUGCCAGCCUUUGUUGGAACGAAAAGCAACGCUAAGCAAGGAACUGGUGGAGCCAUAAUGGGGAAUCUAGGACCAAAGGUCCGAAACCGCGACAAGGGCCAACCCCAGGGAAAGAUCACCCGCAGAAAAUACAGACGGGAGAUGCAAGACCGUGCUACAGGAAAGAAACGGAAACGUCCUCAGGUCGAUGCGCCCGAAGAGGCAGCGGCACCAAUUAAAAAAGCCAAAACUAGUACAGAAGGAAAGGAAGGAAAGAUGAAGAAGUUAAAGAUGAAGAAAAAGGUGAACAAGGAAAUGAAAAAUGCCAUGAGAGAAGAUGCAGCGUUUAAUAAGAUGGUAGCAAAAUACAAACAAAAGAUGUCUUCUGUAGGGCCUAAAGUCCCUGCUAAGAGAUGGUAUGAAGAUUAGCUUCAUAACUAAAAAAAAAAAUAGAAAUCAAUACAUUUUUAUUUAUGUUAACUAUUAAUAAAUUUUCAUCCUAUUGUUGUUGUAUACAUUGUCUUAUAUACAAUAUAUUUUUGAAAACCCAGGGAAAUGUGGUGAUUUUGGAGCAGUGUUGCAAGUAUAGUUUGGUCUUGCAAAAGCUUUGAUGAUAUACUAUAACAGUUCUUGUUAUAGUUUUCACUUCCUAAUAUGUUAGGAAAAUUAUAUAUACAAAUGAAUGGAGAUGUAAAGUAACAUCCUGUUGUGUUGUUGAUAGUAUUUGUCAUUUAAUAACUCUCCAGUCAUGGGGAGUUUGUCAAGUUUUCAGAUAAAAUACUUGGUGUGUUAUUAUUUGAUUAUUAUUGUUAUUUUUGUUAUAUUUAUUAUUAUAAUUGUUUUAUUUAGUUUUGGGUUUAUUGAUUUAUUUAUAAUUAUUGUUAUUAUUAUUAUUUUUUUUUUUAUUUUUUUUUUUAUUAUUAUUGUUAUUAUUAUUAUUAUUAUUAUUAUUAUUAUUAUUAUUAUUAUUAUUAUCUUAUCAAUAAUGCUUUUUUCAUAUUUAUACUAUUAUAAAGUAAUAUGGUGGUUGAGAGUCCAUGUACAAACAUCUAUUAAAUAUUUUUGACAUUU